This is a messenger RNA of Guillardia theta CCMP2712, 1276 nucleotides long. RefSeq lists its product as hypothetical. Gene Ontology annotation, cellular component: cytoplasm. The record is from RefSeq and is a predicted model, not a curated record. Gene Ontology annotation, biological process: protein ubiquitination. Gene Ontology annotation, molecular function: ubiquitin protein ligase activity. Bases 270 to 1193 code for a protein of 307 amino acids. The transcript has a single exon. Lineage: Eukaryota; Cryptophyceae; Pyrenomonadales; Geminigeraceae.
CUUGGCUUUCCUCCUUCCUCUCGAGGUUCAUCUUGUACCUAUCCUUCUAGAGUCUUCCUCCUUGACUCGCUGUCUCGUCUCUGCUCAUCUUACAGUGCUUCCCCUCUUUUCGGUCUCCUUCCCACAAGGCUAGGCCACUCCCUCCCCACUACAAAGUCUACGCAAGGUGCAAGAUUCAGGGUGCGAAUCCAUCAAGCGUUGAAUCUUUUUCCUUCGUUGUGACCAGAGGCUCGUUUGUUGUUUGAUUUGGUUCGGUUCCGCUGCAAACGAUGUCGACAUGGAACGAGUUCACAGAUGAGGCCAUCAAGGUUUGUGUUCAGGCAUGCAAACACAGAAAAAGGACGCGGUCUACUUCAGUGCGUUCCUCUUCAACUUCCGCCAAACGACCGAAGACGAUGCCUGAGAAGGAUGAAUGCUCUCCGGUUGCCAGGAGUUUGGAGUAUGCAGAAUCCCCUUACUUCAACUCGGCGUUUCCGUUGCCAGAGCCGCCUUCCAACUACGUCUUGGAAGAAGACGAAGCUCUCGUCAGCGAAGCCUCCAGACGGAUUGUUGAGUUCAACCGUUUGCUCCGCUCCUUAGAGGAAGGCCCUGUCUAUGCAGGAGGACUAAGCCGUUAUUUCAUCUCGGAGCUUCUUCGCCGAAUCAGAGCAAGCGAGAGCGAUUCCGCUCCUGCGGCUUCUGCAUUUGCCAUCCACACGUUGCCGACCACAGAAGCUACCGGUAGUGAGACAUCGAUUGCGUGUGUGAUAUGCCAAGAGAACUUGAGUGGCACCCUCAAGCACAUGCCCUGCUCGCAUGGUUUCCAUCAAGAUUGCCUGGAAAAGUGGUUGCAACAGCACAACAGCUGCCCGACUUGUCGUUGUGAAAUCGAGUCGUGCUGUCCACGAUACAACACGUUUAACAGAAACAAGAUCCGUAGUGUAGUUCGUGCAGAGGCGAUGUACGAUGAGAACUAUCUCACGGAGACUCGUCCUCAGGAUGUGAUGCUUUCAGUCUGCAACAACGCUAGUGCACAGGAGCCUUCCGUUCUUCUUUCAAACGAGCAAGAGACUCACAAUGGCGAGGACGAAGCUUCAGAAGAACAAGUCAUUGCACGAUACCGCCAGUCUCUUGUUUCUGUCAAGCCUGUGAUGAUACAGUCGCGUGAUGCUGACUUCUUGCAUCUCCACAGAGAUGACGAAUUCUUUUUCUGAUUGUUUUGUGAAUACCGUGAUUAUUCUUUGGACUGUAGAGAAAAAAUCUAGCAAACCUCGGGAUUUAAUAAAUUGCAACUCUC